Saxophila tyrrhenica is the source of this 726-nucleotide messenger RNA. RefSeq lists its product as uncharacterized. The record is from RefSeq and is a predicted model, not a curated record. The transcript has a single exon. NCBI's taxonomy places the organism in Eukaryota, Fungi, Ascomycota, Dothideomycetes, Mycosphaerellales, Extremaceae. The coding region runs from base 1 to 726 and encodes 241 amino acids.
AUGCUCUCCAAGACCAUCAUCGCCUCGGCCGCUCUGGCCACCGCCGUCGCCGCAUACGACCUGCCUGUCUGCUGGAGCUCCUGCUUCGAGCAGUACGAAGUCGAGUCUCAGGGCUGCCUCUGCAAGGACGGUCUCGGCGAGGUCGUCUCCAAGUGUGUCGCGGCCGGCUGCAGCGAGUCGGACAACUCUUCCUACGAAACAUGGCUGUCUAGCUACUGCCACGCCGCGCCCGUCUCCAGCAACACCUGGCCCGUCCCCUCCAGCACAUACGCCAUCCCAUCCUCCUCGGCCUCGCUCCCACCAGUCUACUCCAGCCCAGUAGAGUCCUCGUCGAGCGCGCCGGCACCCCCACCAUACUCUGCGCCUCCGGUCUCGUCCGCGCCAGUCCCAUCUUCCGCCUCGGCCGUGCCAUCAGAGAGCUACCCAGCCCCAGUCUCCUCAUCCGCACCGAUGACCUCCGGCUCCACAAGCAUCUGCACCGAGAGCACAACCAUGAUCUGGCGCUCGACCACCAUGACCGCCCCAGUCACCAUCACCCACUACCCAGGCAGCCCGACGGGCUGGGCCACCUACCCAGGAGGCAACGCCACUUCAUCCGCAGGCCCUGCCAGCACUGGCGGUGUCUCCCCACCAGCCUACUCAGGCCCACCGGCCACCGGCGGUGCCGCGCGCGUCGGUGCCGGUGUCGCCGCUGCUUUCGGCGGUCUCGCUGCCAUGCUUCUUUGA